AUGCCGCACGGUACGGGCGCGUCGACGCCUGCGGCGACGAUCACAUCGCUUGAGGGAAAGCUAAUGGAUACCGAUAUAACGGGGCCGGUGCAGUUCCUGGACAAGGACAAUCACAAUCACAAGUACAAGUACAAUUACAAUUACAACACUGCCAAGACUCUUCCCUUCUGGCUGGUCAAUGUGCACCGGUCGCAAUGGCCGGCCGAAUGUCCCAGCUAUCUACGUGAUCAACCGGACAAGAACAUUCGAUGUCUAUCAACACCUGACAAGGAGUAUCGGCGACAGGACUGGGAGUUGGUGCAGGAGAUAAUUAAGACGAACCGGAUCGAUCGAUUCCAGCGUGUGCCCAGCGACCUACGAAAAUAUCUCGAAUACACGGCUCAAAUCAAGGUGGAAUAUGGAUCGGUGAUGCGGUUUGUCGUCAAGGAGCGACUUGGCUGGGGAGAUGGCAAUACUCAGGACCUUCAACCCAAGGGAGGUCCAUUCGAAUUCGAGGAGGACAUUAGGAUUCUCUACAAUGACUGGCCCUAUGGGAUUGACAAAGACAUCAUCCACCUAGUGGUAUGGACCAAGUUCGAACUCGCAGAUGACCCAGUCACGGGCGAAUUGACGAGCCAUGCGCGAGCGGCGAUCGAACAAUAUGUUCGGACAAGAUUCUACUCACGUGUGGCGGCAAAGCAAGUGGUCUGGUUCAAGAACUGGAAGUCACUCAAGUCGGUCCAUGCGGUUGAACACUUCCACGUCAUGCUCCAUCGCCCAGAUAUGGCAUUUGUGCGGGAGAUCACCAGAGGCGAUGUGCCGUUGAUCGAGCGGGUGUGA
This is a messenger RNA of Penicillium manginii, 819 nucleotides long. Its product is annotated as GIG1 family protein. Gene Ontology annotation, biological process: N-acetylglucosamine metabolic process. The record is from RefSeq and is a predicted model, not a curated record. Gene Ontology annotation, cellular component: cytoplasm. Lineage: Eukaryota; Fungi; Ascomycota; Eurotiomycetes; Eurotiales; Aspergillaceae. The coding region runs from base 1 to 819 and encodes 272 amino acids. The transcript has 3 exons.